This is a messenger RNA of Phalaenopsis equestris, 610 nucleotides long. Its product is annotated as xylulose kinase-like. Gene Ontology annotation, molecular function: D-xylulokinase activity. Gene Ontology annotation, biological process: xylulose metabolic process. Gene Ontology annotation, cellular component: cytosol. The record is from RefSeq and is a predicted model, not a curated record. Lineage: Eukaryota; Viridiplantae; Streptophyta; Magnoliopsida; Asparagales; Orchidaceae.
UUGGGUUCCAUCGUUAUGUGAUUGAGAACUUAGAUAGCAACUCUUUGGAAGAGCUGCAGGAGCGUGAGGUGGAGGAGUUUGACUCUCCUGCAGAGGUGCGCGCUCUAAUCGAAGGGCAGUUCCUCUCAAUGCGAGGUCAUGCCGAGAGGUUCGGCAUGCCGAGCCCUCCGAGGCGCAUAAUAGCGACCGGAGGGGCAUCUUCCAAUGAGAGCAUUCUUGCAGCCAUAGCAGCCAUUUUUGGAUGCCCUGUAUACACAGUUCAAAGGCCUGAUUCUGCUUCUUUGGGAGCGGCUUUGAGGGCAGCCCAUGGCUGGAUUUGCAACAGAGAAGGGGAUUUCGUGCCCAUAUCACAGCUGUAUGAGGGUAAGCUGGACAGAACAUCUCUUGCUGCUAAGCUCGCGAGGCCGGCCGGAGAGAAGAAGCUGUUUGCUAGGUACAGCCUGCUCAUGAAGAUGAGGAUGCAGAUAGAAAAGAAUCUUGUGCACAGGUUGGGUCGCACCAAGGACUGAAAUAUAUAUUUAUAUAUUUUUAUAUGUACGCUGAGCGCGCAAAAUGAACUUUAAUUUAUGGAUGAAUAAGUGAGUUAUUCAAAGACCCGUUUUUAAUAUCC